AUGGGACUCCCUGGAUCCUCUAACGACCAUCGGAAUGGCAUACCGGCAGCAACUGAAGCAGUAGACCGGGAUGUUUUCCCAGUUGUUCCUAACAUCGAAGAACUCCCUCCCGCAGGGACAUUUUCUCAACCAAGUACCGGUCGGCCCCUGGCUUUGGCCAUUCUAAAUGAUCCAUACCCGGGAAAUAUCCAUAUACCCAACCUUCCGGAGUACAAUGGCACCACCGACCCAGAAGAUCAUCUCAGUUCCUUUGAGAUUUUGAUGCCGCUUAUUGGUGCCUCUGAUGCCACCAUGUGCAAAAUAUUACCCGCCACUCUUGGAGGAGAUGCUCGUCAAUGGUACUCUCAGCUUCACAAUGGUAUCAUCAACAACUUCACCGAAUUUUCCACACUAUUCCGGUGCAAGUUUUACGCCCAAAAGCGACAGGCAGUGAGCAUUAAUCAACUCAUGAAUACCAAGCAACGAGAGGGUGAGGCUUUAAAAGCCUAUUAUGCUAGGUACAACACCUUGGCUAUAGGCGUCACUUCCCUCUCUGUUGAAGUAAUUGUCAACACGCUGACACGAGGAACAACAAACAGUCUUCUCCGGGCUUCCCUCAUCAAGAAACCUCCUCGGAGUAUGUUUGAGCUACAAGUGCGAGUCAUGAAAUACAUCGGUCUAGAAGAAGCUUUACAAGAUUCCUCCUAUGUGGUGCCAAAGCGUAGGAGGGAUUCGCCUCCGUCGAACCGAGAAACUUUACAACGCCCCCGCCCAACUUUGGAUAACAUGGCCAAGACUCAAAAAGAUGAUCGCAGAAGGGAUGGACCAUUCCAUUCAGGCCAAAAUUUUACCCCACUCAACAAUCCACGGAGGACUGUUCUCCAGGUCAUUCAAGAUAAAAAGCUUCCGGUGACAUGGGCACCUCGAGGCCGCAUAAAACCAAGAAAAGGAAAGAAUCAAUUUUGUGACUUUCAUCGGGGAUACGGGCAUGACACCGAGCAAUGUGAAAAGUUGGGAAGAUCCAUCGAGGGACUGAUUCAAAAUGGACAACUUAAGCAGUUCAUCCAAAGCUCCAAAGGCCCUGACUCGCUAUAA
Linum trigynum is the source of this 1074-nucleotide messenger RNA. NCBI's taxonomy places the organism in Eukaryota, Viridiplantae, Streptophyta, Magnoliopsida, Malpighiales, Linaceae. The record is from the annotation of a GenBank genome assembly.